UAUUCUUAUGUUAUGGUUAUGCCUAUAAAUUACUUCAAAAACUCACGCCCAAAUAUAUUAGAGCAUACUUUUCUUAUAUUUGUAAAACUCAUUGUGAUUGAUUAUAAUGUCUAGGCAAUUAGAACCACUUAGUGUGGGAGGAGUGAUAGGAGAAGUUGUUGACAUUUUUAAUCCAAGUGUAAAAAUGAAUGUUACAUAUUCAACCAAGCAAGUUGCAAAUGGUCAUGAGUUAAUGCCUUCUAUUGUUAUCAACAAACCUAGGGUUGACAUUGGUGGUGAUGACAUGAGGUCUGCUUAUACUCUAGUCAUGACAGAUCCGGAUGCUCCUAGUCCUAGUGAUCCAUAUUUAAGGGAACAUCUUCACUGGAUGGUUGCAGAUAUUCCAGGUACCACUGAUGUCUCAUUUGGAAAGGAGAUUGUUGAGUAUGAGAAUCCAAAGCCAGUAAUAGGAAUUCAUAGAUAUGUCUUCAUCUUGUUCAAGCAAAGAGGGAGACAAACGGUGAGAGCUCCGAAUUCUAGAGACCAGUUCAGCACAAGGAUAUUCUCUGAGGAGAAUAACCUUGGCUUACCUGUUGCUGCAGUUUACUUCAAUGCUCAAAGAGAAACUGCAGCAAGAAGAAGAUGAUGAUGAACAAUUCCUAAAGCUGAAGAAAGGGUGCAGUGAAUAAAACUUGUUAUAUCCUAAUUUGGUUUCUUUUCCUAUGGUUUUUCUGAGGGUUUGUCAUACUUUAAUAAAGAUAGAUUUUUGUUGAAAUCUCUAUCACGUUUCAUUUGUGUUUGUCUAUUUCUUUGGAGGCAAGGUAUUGAGAAUCCGUUUAAGGUAAUUAUUUAGAUUGUAACAUCAAAGCAUUAUGCACGGUGAAGCAAUUUUGAUAACAGUUAGAUACAGUGAGAAAGACUUCUCUUGCUAAAUCUAAUUGUCCUCACAUCUGCUACACCAUCCAGUUGGGA
Molecule: messenger RNA, 951 nt
Organism: Lathyrus oleraceus (garden pea)
Lineage: Eukaryota; Viridiplantae; Streptophyta; Magnoliopsida; Fabales; Fabaceae
Product: CEN-like protein 1
Exons: 4
Coding region: 107-625 (172 amino acids)
Biological process (GO): vegetative to reproductive phase transition of meristem; flower development
Source: RefSeq, a predicted model, not a curated record